Molecule: messenger RNA, 273 nt
Organism: Lathyrus sativus (Indian pea)
Lineage: Eukaryota; Viridiplantae; Streptophyta; Magnoliopsida; Fabales; Fabaceae
Source: the annotation of a GenBank genome assembly
AUGAAAAGUGGUGGUGCAGUAACAGUUUUGACAAAGUGGAGGCAUUUGGGUUUUGAAAAUGUAGAAUUUGGUAGGAAUGAAAUGGUGAAUGUAGUACCAGCACCAUGCAACUUGUUUGCCAAUGUGGAUAUGAGCAUGCUUACAUCUUCUAAUCAAAUUGAUGAUGAGAAUGAUCCAUCAAUGAAAGGAGGAGUUAAUCUUUUCACAUCACUCACGGUUGAUGCCAUGACUAGGUUAAAAGAGGAAAUUGAAUCUUUAAUGUUUCUUAGUUGA